Messenger RNA from Eruca vesicaria subsp. sativa (arugula), 1729 nucleotides. Lineage: Eukaryota; Viridiplantae; Streptophyta; Magnoliopsida; Brassicales; Brassicaceae. The record is from the annotation of a GenBank genome assembly.
GAAGAAUCCUAGAGAUCCCGUUCAACCAUCGCAGAAGAAGAAGAACGUUCGAGCGUGGAUUUGAUUCUCUAAUGGUCGACUGCCAAGUGAGAAGAGUAAGUCGCGUGCUCCUGUCCUUGUAUGCUCAGUGAAACCAGAAAGCUCAGAGAUUUGGGAAUCAAUGGAGGCCGAACCAAAGAUUAGGGUUUUAAUGGUCUCCGACUUCUUCUUCCCAAACUUCGGUGGGGUCGAGAAUCACAUCUACUAUCUCUCUCAAUGCUUGUUAAAGCUCGGUCACAAGGUAGUGGUAAUGACGCAUGCUUAUGGGAACCGAACCGGAGUCCGAUACAUGACAGGUGGACUCAAAGUCUACUACGUCCCCUGGAGACCUUUCGUUAUGCAGACCACUUUCCCCACUGUCUACGCAACACUUCCCAUUGUCAGAACCAUCCUCAAACGCGAGAGAAUUACCGUUGUUCACGGCCAUCAAGCCUUCUCCACCCUUUGUCAUGAAGCCUUGAUGCAUGCUCGGACUAUGGGAUACAGAGUUGUCUUCACGGAUCACUCCUUGUACGGGUUUGCUGAUGUCGGGAGCAUCCACAUGAACAAGGUUUUACAGUUUAGUUUAGCUGAUAUAGACCAGGCUAUUUGUGUCUCCCACACGAGUAAGGAGAACACGGUUUUGAGAUCUGGAUUGCCACAAGCUAAGGUUUAUAUGAUACCAAAUGCUGUUGAUACUGCUAUGUUCAAGCCAGCUUCUGUUAGGCCUAGUGCUGAUCAUGUCAUUACUAUAGUUGUUAUAAGUAGAUUGGUUUAUCGGAAAGGUGCGGAUUUGCUUGUUGAGGUUAUUCCACAAGUCUGUCGUUUACACCCCAAUGUUCGUUUUGUAGUUGGAGGGGAUGGACCAAAACAUGUGAGACUAGAGGAAAUGAGGGAGAAGCAUUCUCUUCAAGAUAGAGUUGAAAUGCUUGGUGCUGUUCCUCAUUCUCGUGUCCGCUCUGUUCUUGUCACCGGUCAUAUAUUCCUUAACAGUUCAUUAACAGAAGCCUUCUGCAUAGCUAUAUUGGAGGCGGCUAGUUGCGGCUUAUUAACCGUCAGCACUCGUGUUGGAGGUGUCCCUGAGGUCCUACCGGAUGACAUGGUUGUGCUUGCUGAGCCGGAUCCGGAUGAUAUGGUACGAGCAAUCCAGAAGGCAAUAUCAAUACUUCCAAGUAUUAACCCGGAGGAGAUGCACAAUCGAAUGAAGAAGCUGUACAGUUGGCAAGAUGUUGCCAAAAGAACCGAGAUUGUGUACGACCGUGCCUUGAAGUGUUCCAACCGAAGUCUUCUUGAGCGUCUAUCGCGGUUCCUGUCAUGUGGAGCAUGGGCAGGGAAGGUAUUCUGUAUGGUUAUGAUCAUUGAUUACUUGCUUUGGCGCUUACUUCAGUUACUUCAGCCUGAUGAUGAUAUCGAGGAGGCACCCGAUAUCAAUUUCAUAAACGACAAGAAAUGAUUGAUAAGCAGAGUUUCAGCUCCCUCCAUUGUUAGAAGAGCCUUCAUCUCUAUUUUCUUUUGAAGCUCUUCCUUGCUUGGAUGAUUGAUUCUAUUUUUGUAUUCUUGUUUCAGAAUAAAAUCUUAUUCUUGUGUGUGGAAUCAUUUUUCCUCUAAUUAGUUGCAUCAAUAUAUAUGUGAUAUGUAUGAUUGAGAAGUGAAGUGGAUAUUUUGUAUGUUUGUAUAGUGAAUAUUUGAUACAACAGAAAAAAAGAGCGAG